Dendrobium catenatum is the source of this 2074-nucleotide messenger RNA. RefSeq names its product probable boron transporter 7. Gene Ontology annotation, cellular component: plasma membrane. The transcript is spliced from 12 exons. The record is from RefSeq and is a predicted model, not a curated record. Lineage: Eukaryota; Viridiplantae; Streptophyta; Magnoliopsida; Asparagales; Orchidaceae. Gene Ontology annotation, biological process: monoatomic ion homeostasis; transmembrane transport; monoatomic anion transport. Gene Ontology annotation, molecular function: solute:inorganic anion antiporter activity. The coding region runs from base 239 to 2074 and encodes 611 amino acids.
GCGAAGGCGCGAACGCCUCUCUUCCCGCUCAGCGAACACCAUUGAAGUUUCUUUCUCUCUCCGACUAGUUUUUGUCCCACUUUCUUCCUUUAGGUGAACAGCGAGAGAGGCGCAGUGCCUCCUCCCUUUCUGCAGGGAGAUCUGAGGACCGAUUGCCGUUUUGUCCUCGCUAGAAGAAGGAAGCUUCAUUUUGCAUAUUCGUUAACCCUUCUUUGAUUGUUAUCGUCAGCCAGCAGAAAUGGCUGAAACUAAACAUCCUUUUGGUGGAUUAACAAAUGAUUUCAAAGGAAGAGCUAGUUGUUAUAAGCAAGAUUGGCUUGGUGGAUUUCGUUCAGGCUUGAGGAUAUUGGCUCCGACUAUGUUCAUCUUUUUUGCUUCGGCCCUUCCUGUUAUUGCUUUUGGGGAGCAACUGAGCAGAGAUACAGAUGGAGAACUAAGCGUUUUUGAGACCCUUGCUUCAACUUCUAUUUGUGGCAUCGUACACUCAAUCUUUGGGGGGCAACCCAUGCUGAUAUUAGGAGUAGCAGAACCCACUGUGAUAAUGUAUUCCUACUUGUACCAUUUCGCUAAAGGGCAAGAAUUACUUGGAAGCCGUCUGUUUUUGGCCUGGGCUGGCUGGGUAUGCUUCUGGACAGCGUGUAUGCUGUUCUUUCUUGCUAUUUUCAAUGCAUGCAACAUCAUUACUAGGUUUACAAGAGUUGCAGGCGAACUUUUUGGCAUGUUGAUAACUGUUCUGUUCUUGCAAGAAGCCAUUAAGGGCAUAAUGAGUGAGUUUACAGCUCCUGUAGGUGAAGAUUAUAAUCAACACAAGUACCAGUUUGAGGGGCUUUACACAAACGGUUUACUGGGUGUUAUUUUCUCACUUGGUGUGCUAUUCACUUCUCUGAAGAGCAGACGAGCAAGGGCCUGGAGAUACGGCACAGACUGGUUUAGAAGCUUGAUAGCAGACUAUGGGGUACCUAUGAUUGUAUUGGUAUGGACAGCAGUGUCUUAUGCUGUUCCAAAAGAUGUUGCUUCAGGAGUUCCCCGAAGGCUUUCUAUUCCAUUUCCUCGGCAGGGUGAAUCAUUGCAUAAUUGGUCUGUUGCAAAGGAUAUGAUGCUGGUUCCCUCGUUGUACAUCUUUGGUGCAAUAGUGCCUGCUAUAAUGGUUGCAGGCCUUUACUUUUUUGACCACAGCAUUGCAUCUCAAAUGGCUCAACAAAAGGAAUUUAAUCUCAAACACCCAUCUGCGUAUCAUUAUGACAUCUUUGUCCUUGGUGUUCUGGUUCUGAUUUGCGGGCUUCUAGGAAUCCCUCCAUCAAAUGGGGUCUUGCCCCAGUCCCCAAUGCAUACAAAAAGUCUUGCAGUUCUCAAGAGGCAGUUGAUUCGCAAGAAGAUGGUUGAGAGUGCAAAGGAAAGCAUACAAUUGCAGGCUAGCAAUUCUGAAAUAUAUGGAAAAAUGCAAGAAGUAUUCAUAGAAAUGGACAAGAGCAACAGUGCUCGAACAGUGGUGAAUGAAUUGAAGGACUUAAAACAAGCUGUCAUGUCUAGUGGAGAUUUAAAUGGUGAAUUUGAUCCUGAGAAGCACAUUGAUGCACACCUGCCUGUUCGGGUGAAUGAGCAGAGAAUUACCAACCUAUGCCAAUCCCUAAUGGUUGGAGGCUGUCUUGGAGCUAUACCAUUUAUCAGGAAGAUUCCUACAUCAGUUCUGUGGGGCUACUUUGCAUACAUGGCUAUAGAUAGCCUUCCUGGAAACCAGUUCUGGGAAAGGAUUUUGCUUUUAUUCAUUACUCCAGGAAGACGUUACAAGGUCCUGGAAGGAAUCCAUGCUUCAUUUGUGGAAUCAGUUCCUUAUAGGGUUAUAGGGACCUUUACAAUUUUCCAAUUGGUCUAUCUCCUAAUAUGCUUCGGAGUUACAUGGAUUCCUAUAGCAGGAAUUCUCUUUCCACUGCCAUUUUACCUGUUAAUUAGCAUCAGAGAGCAUCUUCUUCCCAAAUUCUUUCACCGGCAGGAUCUGUGGGAACUGGACGCAGCUGAAUAUGAAGAAAUUGCUGGAGUUCCUAUUCACGACCAUAACCUCUCAUUUCGGGUAUAA